CAAGAGAAGGAAAUGAAAAAGGAAAAGAAAAUAAAGAAAGAAAAGAAAAUAAAGAGGGAAAAGAAAAAGAAAAGAAAAGAGGAGAAAAGAAAAGAAAAUAAAAGAAAAGAGGAGAAAAGA
Strigops habroptila (Kakapo) is the source of this 120-nucleotide messenger RNA. RefSeq names its product protein PXR1-like. The record is from RefSeq and is a predicted model, not a curated record. The annotation marks the transcript as partial. The transcript is spliced from 2 exons. Lineage: Eukaryota; Metazoa; Chordata; Aves; Psittaciformes; Psittacidae.